AGUUGGAUUGCACGCGAGCUGAGCGGAGCUGGGCGCGUGCAGACCAUCAGGCAGUGCAUUCUUCGCCCCGGACUCAUUUUCAGUCCUACACUUGGGUCUGAGUAAACAGCACCGCCCCGAAGGUUGUUUGUUUUAAGUGUGGAGCGAUCCAUCGCACAGCGCCGGGCUCGAUUGACACUGUCUGCUGAUCUGCUACUGCGGAUUGCUCAGAAUAACAAGGCUGCUCGCUAAUUCCCGUCUAUCGGGGCUUUCGCCGAAACACCGAGAGAGUAAGGGUCCAAAAAAAGCCAACAAGGCAGGCAAGACCGCCGCGCCGCCGGAGUCCGCACCCCACAAUGGCUUCAGGAGACCUUUACGAGGUAGGAUAAAAGCGUGUCCGCGGAAAAGGCUGUGUAAUAUUGACGAAUAAUGGAAUUAGGAAGUAAAGGGGAGGGCGUCGCGUAUGUAAAAGCGGUGUACUAAGCCCUUUAACAGGCGAAACUAACCCGUCGGAAGCUUCGCGAAGACGAGGUCGCUUAAUUUAUGCACUUACUUUGUGUCGCUUCUGCUAUACUUUGAGAGGAUUCUCGGCGGCUGUCGGAAAUAGAUAAGAUGUAUUUACGGGCUGAACUCGCCGAGUUGAAAGUCGUGGUAAAGUGACAGCAGCGCGGGCGAGCGGACGGACAUGGUGAAUAGCUCCAGACGGAGUGAUGGUCCUGAAGGUGCGCAUAAAUGCCAAAAGAUAUUUAGUCAUCCCAGCCUUUACAGCUGUGUGACUGUUUCUCUGCCUGUUUUUUUGGCACUUUAGAUGAGACAUCGGUUUAUUUUUAUCGGGCGGCGUAAACAAGUCUGUGUGAGCUUCUUUCAUGUGUGGAUUUCAGAAAUUAUGACUCCGGGACCAGCAGUGUUGGCGUAAAAGUUGCCCAAAUGGGGGGCAGGAAGGUCACGCUGCCCUCGUGCGCAACAUCACUCUGGAACCGGUGCCAGAAUUUGCGUGAAGCCUGGUUUCCACACCAGCCUCACUUACUGUCAUUAGCCCCUGUGAUGCUGACCUGGUGUUAGGCUGUAGGUUUCAGCUCAUGGUGCUGACAAAGACAGAGGGGGGAGGAGAUGUGAGCCUCCUCAACUCUGCUCCGUGUUCAAUCGUAAAGUUAACAUUCAAAUAAUGCCACAAUUAUCCAUCUGAGAUGAAACUUGGGGGUUAUCUGUGUGGUUUUAAAGUGACAGGAUGUACUCCCAGUAGCUACACACCAGAGACAUGUGCAGCAGGACACUUGCUAAAGACAUUAGGUGGAAGAAGUUUGCAGCAGUUAUAACUUGGCUCUAAAAUCUCCUCUUAAUGUUUGUUGAGGUCCUUGAUUUAAGUAUAUUUUUCUGGCAUAUUCUAACCCCAUUCAGUUCUGAAAAUACCGCUAGCAGCUCCUUUGUUGCAAAUUCACAAGUUGACUUUGGUCAAACGUCUUCUUUUGAGUCCUUAAAAAAUGAAACCCAGAUUUAAGUUUUUCACUUUGUUGAAUCACCUUUUAAAGGGAUAUUCAGGCGUAAAAUUAAUCAAGGGUCAAACCCACCGAGUUAGACACCCCCUUGAGAGAUGAAUUUUGCCGACCGCUUGCUUCUCUAGUUUUUCAAACUUUAGUGACGACCGAAGGAUAGCGAUGCACCGCGGUCUGAGGAGCCAUAAACAAACCUCAACCAAAACGCCACUCUAUAGCCACAAAUUAUAUUCAGAACUAACUUCAUCAACAGUACAUAUAGGGUCCCAGUCAUAGCACUAGCCACCAAAUAUCUUUUAAACUUUUAAACCUACUCUCUUCCAGCAGCCGCUUGUUUGUAGGGAGACUUCAGGCCAGUCCAUUAUGGACUGCUGUGGGGUGACGCAGCUCAAGGAAGAACAUUUAUGAUAAUUUCUUUAUCAUUUCCUUGAAGCAAUAAUGAUCAUAUUAAUUAUUUUGCACUGCAGACACGGUAGUUCUUUUGCCUUAGCACCUUAGUCUGAUUGCAUUUCCAUGAAGAUUGCAUUUCCAUGUGCUGUUCUGAAGAUUGUUUGUGGCUAUAGAGGGACUUUUUGGUUGAGGUGUGCAUAUGGAGAUGUAAACUACUCUGUAUUGCUAUCGUACGGUCAUUAUGAAAGUUGGUAAAACUAGAGAAGCAAUGUCGGCAACAUUCAUCUCUCAAGGGGGUGUCUAACUUGGUGUUAAGGUGUGUUUGACCCUAAAUUAAUUUUACACCAGAAUAUCCCUUUAAGGUUCAUAAAUCUUUACAAGAAUAUUACUUUUUUUUGGUAUAUCAAAAGUUUAAGUAGCUGUGAUAAGUGGAGAUAACCCUCUCAGAUUUGGGGUAAGCUCUUUGCAUUCAUGCACCUGGCUCCACUCAUUAAAUUGCUGCAGUUUGGCUCUAUAGAAAGUCUGGCUACAAACAGUGAUCUUAUCAAAGUGCUCUUGAGAAAUGAAGCCAAUCCAAGAGUGCUAAAUACUGCAGGUCCUUGAAGUUACCAGGUUAGAAGUUGUGCAUUAUUAGGAGCAUGUCGAACAACAGGUAAACACACUGUAGCUGUUAGCUGCAAGAAGGCUGAAGGCCCACCUUAACUCCACCCAUUCACCUGUUACUGGAUUGACUGAAAAAUUAGGUUGAGUCAGCAUUUCUAAUAUGAAAAUAUCUUUCAAAAUGCUGCUUUAAAAACAAGUUGUUGACGUCCCUGAGACUAUGUCCAUGAUUAAAACUGUUUAUGGCCUGCAUGUAAGACUUGCUUCAGCUUCUGCUGCAGCCCUUGUAGCUGAAGGUUGAUUAAUUUUCUGUAAUUGGCGUAUUGUGAUUUAUAUUACUGCCAAUAUAGUUUAUGUUAUGAUUGACGCAUGUGUUGGCAGGCUCAGCUUAUUUAGAGUCAUUUGAGCCAUUAGAUCCUGAACAUGCUCCGGUGACAGUAUGUUCCCCUCAGAGUGACUAGUGUCAUGAAGCUGACUAGAGUUUGCUGGAUCAGUUUUAAAAUGAAACGACCAAAUACAUAUUUAAAAUAUGGAGAAUGGUGUGUCCUAUUGUCAGAGUUUAUAGCAAGUAAUAACUUUGGUGAGUGUAUGCCAGCGCCAAUAAAGGGGUUGAUAAUGUUAUUGAUGUGGUGUGUUUGUAGCCUGCUGCAGGACGCUGUUUAAUAAGUGCUGUUAAUAAUGUCAUUUCACUGCCAGUCUGUUUUGGUAAUCUUUUUUUAUUUUAUGAAUCAUUUGAUGAUUAUGAUAGUUGGGAUUAAAUAAGAGAGAAAGAAAAAAAGAAAGAAGAAACACAAAGAUGAACUCCAACUCUUCUUCUUCUUCUAUGUAAAAACAGGCUCUGGUAUUGGGUUCCUCUCUAGUAAUAAUGAGUGGACAAAAUGUGUUCAAUAUUGGAGGAAGAACAAUGACAACAGAUUUUUUGAUAGCUCUGAAUAAUAUUACACUCUCUGCUAACUCUUCACUGUUGCUUCAAGCUAUUGUUUUUAUAAUUUACUAGAUUUUUGGGGGUACUGGGUUGGUGCAUUGACAGGCAUACUGUGCAGAGGCCAACACUAAUUCCCAUAUAACACACAAACUUGAUCAGCCUCUGGAGCACGGAUAAACCUGGACUUUUCCCCAUAAAGAACAUCUUGAUAUUACUCAUAGGUUUGUAAAAAGACUGUGUUAAGCUUUACUGUGAGCUAUUAAAUGUCUUUUCAGGUGGAAAUUCAUUUUUUUGGAAAGUAGAUAUGAGAGUGAAUGAGGCCAGGCUUUGACUGAAAGACUUGAGGAUGUUUAACACAGUGACCUUCAGGACUGAAUGAAAAAGACUGCGACCCUGGUCUGGUUUUGAAACUCAUUACUUGUUUGGAAGAGGUGAAACGUGUGAAAGGAAAACCUGACUGAUUUCAGCGGUUGGUGAAAUGCAAGGUUGCAUGCUGCGUUGAUCUGUGACUGGGUCAUUAUUCUUUUUUCUUGAUGGCAGUGGGUUAACUAACAAGCUGUGUUGCACUGAUAUGAUGACAUUAAGGCAUCUGAGAAGUAAAAAGUGAAAGCAAUACAGGAGACUCUUGGCUAAAGGUCAGGCUUUCUGCCGACUUUGUAAAAUGCGACGAGGCAGCAGACACAGCGCAAUAAACUUACAGUAUCAGCUCUUAAAGUUUGUUUAAACCAUUCAUUUAUGAAAGUUACUGUCAAGAGGUGCACAUUACUCACUCUGGAUUAAAAGAAAAACUUUUAAAAUGUGCUGCAAGAUAGACUCUGAUCUUUUUCCAUUCCUUUUUGCACAAAUAUGUUUUUUGUCCACUGCCAACAGCUGGAAUUUUCUCCAAGUAUUGAAACUUAGUCUAAAAACAAGCCCUUUGGGGACUCAAAGCCUCCUGAAAGCUUAAGUGUAAAUGUCAAAAACAAUGGAUUUACACCUGUGCUCAUGUGAACUGAUAGAAAAUGGCAUCAACCCUUUGCCGUUUGAAGAGACAGGUCAAAAAAAUGUGCUGAAGCUAGGCUUACUUCAGACAAGCCUCUGAAUUUUUGGUUGUUCUGCUGUCAUUCAUUUUACAUUGAGUAUUUCCUGCAAAUUUUGUACCUCUGAGUUUUGCAGUUUCUAUUCAGAGACGCCUAAUAAUGUUCCCUUUCCCCCAAGGUUGUAUGAGAGUAGUUGUGUGUGUGUGUCAGAAGGAUAUAACAACACCACAGAAAGUAAACUUGACAGUUUUAUGGAGGAGGUUCAGUAUGUUUUUUAUAUAGUGCAGAUCUGAGGUCUAUCAAUGUGAGAUGGAAAAAAAAAAAACACAGUAAUCUCUUUCAAACGUACGUCUCAGUUGCCUUCCUCUUGAUGACUGUGUUAUGCUGACAUUGGCCUGCUCCCUCCACUCACAUCAUCUUAAACUAAAGUUCAUGUACUAGUGUUGAGAACUGGUUGUGACUGGUUUGGUCAGCUGGUUGUUUUAUGGAAAAAUAUAUACAAUAUAAGAUUCACUUGUUUUUUUUGUCACCUUUCAUUCAAAAACAAAGUCAGUUUGCUGAUACAGUCACUUUGUGGUUUGUUGUGGGAGUGAGGCAUCAAGUGAAGCCACUUCCUCAACACUCACAGGGAAGGAUGCGUUUGAUUUGCUGUUCUCAUCCUCUUCAAAUUCAUGGACUGACUUCAAGAAGAGAUUUUAGAUAUGACAGCUGUCUAAUAUUAGACAUCAGUGUACGAUUCUAUUCUAUAAUGUCACUGCUUUUCCUCAUACAAAGUUAUAUAGAUGAGACUUGUUGUUUGUGGAUUUGUCCAGUGAGUGUUUCAUUUCUUUAUCUCUCAUAAAGGCCUUUGGGUUAAGCCCUUUUCACACAUACACUUCUAUAACUUCCUCACACUGGGUAUGUUAACAUGUUGUUUAAAUAUAAUUGAAUGCAUUAGUCUGACUUAAAAUUGACUUUUUAAAGCAUGUAAUGGUGGUUGUCUGACUUAAAUUGCUCUAAAUCAAACUUCUUAUAGUCAGAAUAACAUAUCUGUAACUGCCCUAUGCAUUUUGUGCACAACCUGGAAGUUGAAUAGCAUUAGUGUUAAUUUUAGCAGCUAUUUUAGGGUUAGCCUCUCAGUGGACUUGGACUAAAAAUUCACUUAUUUUUAAGCACAUUUUAGUCUUUUUUGGCCUUUAUGGCUUUCAUCUAGUUUUUGUUGACAAAAACCCAAAGCAUUUUACUUAAGAUGUUUUUAAUAAAAAAGUCUUUACAUUUUGUUCAUCAAAACUUUUUCUGUUUUCAAACUGAUUCAGUCAGCCAAUUUAAAACUGGUUCGAAGGUUUUGCUGUUGUUUAAACUGGUAGUCUUUAACUCUAUAGGAUUGAACAUGUGUGACAUUUUAUAUUUUAAUUUUUCUAGUGAUGGAUUAGAUGUGCAGGGAGGGAAAUGUGAUGAACUUUUAAUGUCCAGUGUUCCACUUAAAACAGUUGCACCUUGCCAUCAUCACCUUAACAAAAAUAAAAGCUAUCAGUUAGUGAAGUCUAAAGGCAGCAAAAAGUCAGAGUUAGCUAAUGUGGUCAGAAAAUUGUACCACUAGCGAGUUUUCGGUGUCAUGACAUUUGUAUUUGAGUUUUUCCUUUUUUUUCCCUUUUUUUUUGCACUACAAUUGUCAGCAUUUUUUUUAACACUCUUGUGUUUGUGCUACAAAAAUAUCUCAAUACAGGUUGUAGUUAUAGUCACACAGCAGUUAUCAUUGCUGAGAACUCCCCCCUCCACUUCUCAGCCUCCCUCUGUCACCUAAACCAAACAGGGUAUUUCAAGAUGUGAGAGCCUGUCACAGUUAAUGUUCUGGCACAUUCCUGAAAAUAAUUUUUAAAUGAGGAUUUUUGAUUUCGUGUGUGAAAAGGGUUUGAGAUUAGAUCAUUACACUGCACCGGCCAAAUCAAACAGACUGCACAUUGGAGAUGCAUCCUUCUAUCUUAAUGCUCCAGUAUGUGUACGCUGUAGACACUUUGAAGCUUCUGCUCGAAGCUGCAUCUCCUUCACGAUGCCCUGAACAUUUAUCCUGGUGAGUUUUUUGAUCUUCAGCAUUUUUAUCUUAUCUGCAGAAUUUUGUUUAUGAAGGAAAAUAUUUCAGCACCUCUUUGACAAAUUCCAAUGUAACGCUUUCACACGACGUUUAACUUUUAACAACUUUAGUGAGGUUCCUGUUACUGGAGACGUUUAUAUGUUUCAUGCAUAUGUCUCUCUGAACUGACCAUGUAAAGGAAGUCAGUAAGAACCAAAAGAACAGCUCUGUGAAAAUGUGCUCUUCAAUCAGUCUGUGGCUGUAGUCUGUGUUCAUUACCUAAAUGAGUAAAACAGUAGCUCGUAACGCUACUCGCUCCGGUCUAUGUGUGGAGAAUGAGGUGUCAAUGAGGUGGAUUUCAGCUGAGGGAUUUCAGUGAGAUCACCAGGCUCGGAGAAAAGAUAACAAUGUGUUGGUGUGGUCUGAGACAGGUGAUGACAGGUAUGUCAUGCACACCAUGACAUCACUUUUUGGUGUGGUUAAAGGUGCAUCAGUAGAAACCUUUUGACCCUCUCUCUUCAUCCACUAGAAGUCUGUCAUGCGAACUGAACAAACUGUCUUGUCAAACCCUUUUUGCACUCAGAUUUGCAGCUGACAGACAGAUAUGCCAACCUUCACUGUUCCAGCCUGUGCAUGGAGUUACUGAAGCCCUCACUUUUCAUCCCUUUACAUUUAACACACAUGUUAUGUGGUAGAGUGUGACAAAUUCUGGGUCUUUAAGUCUUCAAAGUCCCUCUUCAGUUUAAGGACACACCAAAAACUCAUCCAAUGGUGCAAUCCACUCCUGAAGUUUUGGAGAAUAGUGUUCAUGCUGCCUUUAAAGGGAUAUUUCAGCGUAAAUUUAAGUUAUGGUCUAAUACACCAUAACACCAAGUUAGACACCCCCUCAAGAGAUGAAUGUUGCCGACUGCUUGCUUCUCUAGUUAAACCAAGUUCAGCAACAACCGCACAAUAGCAAUACACAGCGGUCUAUGGAUCCACGUACAAACCUCAACCAAAAAGCCACUCUAUAGCCACAAACAAUGCUCAGAACAGCACCUAGCUUCAUCAGCAGUAUAGGGUCCCAGCCACAGUACUUGCCACCAAACAUCUUUUUAGCUUGGCCUGAUUUCCUUAAAAAGAGACCAAACACAACUCACCCACUCUCCUCCAAUAGCUGCUUGUUUGUGGGCCAUGGCGAGUUGAUCACUGAGUGCAGCGGAAAAUUUAUGAUUAUUACUUGAUGGAAAUGCAAUCAGACUGAGACGCUAAGGCAGAAGAACUACCGUGUCUGCAGUGCACAUACAAGAUACACAAGAACUCUGAUUGAAUUUCCAUGAAGUAAUAAUCAUAAAUGUGCUUCCUUGAUCUGCAAAACUCUGCUGCACUCGGUGAUCGACUCGCCAGGGCUUCCCCACAAACAAGCAGCUGCUGGAGGAGAGUGGAUGAGUUGUGUUUGGUCUCUUUACUAAAGAAACCAGGCAACGCUAAAACAAUAUUUAGUGGCUAGUACUAUGCUGGGACCCUAUAUGUACUGUUGAUGAAGUUAGGUGCUGUUCUGAGCAUUAUUUGUUGCUAUAGAGUGGCUUUUUGGUUGAGGUUUGAGCGUGGAGACAUAGACCACUGUGUAUUGCUAUCGUACAGCUGUUACCAAAGUUGGUAUCACUAGAGAAGUAAGCAGUCAGUAACAUUUAUCUUUUGAGGGGUUGUCUAACUCGGUGUUACAAUACGCCGGAAUAUCCCUUUAACCGCUUAAAAAUGUUUAAAUAUAUCUACCAGUUCUGGGUUAACAAGCGUUUCCUGAUUGAUCUCCACUGCUCAGAGAAAAAAAGAGAUGGUUUCUGAUCUUGUUCAAAAAGAAAAAAAGUUAAAUGUGGCACUGAGGUUUUGGAUGAGGAUUUUUCUCAGUUUUAGCAAAAGUUGAACUGACACAAGAAAAAGAGGUUAAUGGGAAUCACAGGAGGUGAUCAUUUAUAGUGCAGUGAACGAACACUGUUGAGUGUCUGGCAUUCAUUUUCCAAUAUAACUCCAGGAGUGGAUUAGAAACGAGGCAACUGUCAGAUAAAACAGCAAACAAACCAUUUACCCAGUGUGAACUCAUCUAUGGGUGGCAUAUAGACUGUAUAGAACAAAGACAUGAUUUCAGUAUUGAAGACCCAGUUUGAAGAGAUAUUUGGAAGCCACAUGACGGCAGAUCAAAUCUGGCGACUCACUGAGCCUAACUUAUAGAAACCAUCAAAAUGAUAGAGAUACUUCAGUAUUUUUAAAGUAAGGUUGUAUGAGUUCUAUGUCACCUGGAAGUAUAUUGGCCAUAAUGGAUGUUGGUCAAAAACCAUUGAGAGGAAGAGCUGACAGAGCUGUUGACGUGCUGUUUACUGUUGACUCGCAUGGACACUUUGGACACUAUGAUCAGGAGUUUACAGAGGGGUAAAAAAGGCAACUUAGGAAAAAAUAAGAAGAGCUCCUAAGUUUCCUCUCUGUGUAGGUCAAGUCAAUUCAAAGUUUAUUUAUAAAGCACCUUUAAAAGACAGCAGUCAAACAAAGUGCUGUACAUGGGAUGAAUAAUAGAAGUAAAUAAAUAGAUGGAUAACAAUAAAAAAUAAAUAAAAUUAAAAACAGUGGAAUAAAAUACACACAGUACAAGGUGUGUAAACCUGCACCAACAGGUAAUAUGUUAACAUCUUUGUUGGGUUCUGCUGUAAAAAUAAUCAAAGCUGGGCUCCACUGAUUAGCCAAAUACUGUGAAUGCAUGUUUAUUACAGUUCCAUGUUAAAGUUCAAGUUUUUUCUUUUUUCUUCUUCCAUCAACAGCAGUGUUUUGCUUGUUGUUUAUUUUGCAGAAAUAAUGCAAAUCAUAAUUUCUUACCAAACACCAAGUACAAAGUCUGUUAUCUAUUCACUGACCCCACCCCCAACCCUGCACCAUGUGUCCCGGAACAUGCCUGGUGGAAAUCAGGUCUCACAGAGUUCACUCUCUGGUUUAAAGCAACCAUUUGGGUGAAACAAAAGUGAGCUCAAACAGAGUUAUGACAUGCACAUCCUUUGUGUUGUAGGACUGUGUGUACACAACUUCACUCCAACAGCUCAGUGUUGAUCAAAGGUUGAGCAGAAUGAAGCAACUCAAGAUGUGGUGGACUUUUUUACUUUGGGGAUUUGGGGUAAAUGUUACCCAGAGGAAUGAGUUAGAUUGUCUCUUAACUGGAAAUCUGAAUUUCCUCUUUUCACUCUUAUGUAAAAGCCUGCUGUCGGGAAACCUUCCCAGGCCUGCUGUCAUUGUGCAGCGUAUUAAAGCAUAAUGAUGUUCAACUGGAUUUUGAGUAUGACAUUCACACCGUGGUGAUGAUGGUCAUUGCUUUGCACUGAGUGUUUUGGAGAGGUACUGUAAGCUUAUAAGUCCAGCUUUGAUGUUGUCCUUUUCAGUGGACUUGAGUGCUGCAAUUUUCUAGACUUGUUGGGCUGUUCUGGCUUGUUGGAGUGGGUGGAUGAGUAUGUCCACACAAAGCUGUAAAAGCAUCUUUUUUCUCUCCAUUUGCAGUCUCCUGUCCACUCCAAAACCAUGUUAUCUCAGCCAAAGGAGAAACUUUCAAAAGUGAAUUCCAGUGUAUAGAUUUUUAGAUGCUUGCUCUCGGUGUGUGGGGAUUUGGUCUGAAAAGUAGGAAAGUUAUAAAGUCACCCCUUCAGUCAACUCUCUUCCCACAGUUAUAGGUCAUUUUUAUGCUGCGAGAGACAAAAGAAGGUGCAUCUGUUAUGAAAACCUGCAUUUGCACCAACUCUCUGCAGGCGUUAUAGAGAAUAACCAACAUUUCAGUCCGGUGGCCUUACAUCAAAGUCCUCUUUCUUGUAAUGCGGAUAACUGUAUGGUCCCUUACCCCCAGAUGUUGGCUGUGAUGCUCAGUUUCAUUGUUUGCCAACUUAAACGAGGAUGAAAAAGAAAAAGAUUUUGACCUUUUCCCCCUUGCGCUGAAAGGACCCCUAGAAAAGUACCUGGCACAAGUUGUUUCACCCAAAAAUAGCAUUUUUCAGCUCGGCAGAUCAGUGUUUGGUCCUCAUGUCAACAUUCCUGCUGAUGGUUUGUCAGAGUUUAUACACAGCAUGUGAUGAACUCAGUACCUUCUGGUCGUGUUGAGGAUACGCUGCCCCACAUUUACUGAUUUCAUGCCAGCUUAUACUCGAGCAUCAAGUGUUUCUGAACCUCUCGGCUCUGUGUGCACAAGUUUACCCCACGCUUUCUCUCUUUUUCUCUGCAUGUGUCUUUCUCUGCAGUGCUGUUUAGCAUGGCAUUGUUUGGGACAGAACGCAACCUAAUCGUCUCUUGGUUUCUGUGACACCCCUGCGGCUCACCCAUCAAAGGCUGUUUAUCCCCCUUAAUGUGAGCAGCACAUCUGAGAAGAUGAUGAGUGGUUAUUACCACAGCUGUAAGACAGUCUCUGAUGACACCUUCCAACAUUUUCCGUCAGUCUCUUUGCUCCUCACAAAUGAGCAUUAUUUAACAUAUUCUCACUCAACUGUGUCUUGUUUGCAUUCCUGCUUGUCCUUAGAGUAAAUGUAACCGACUGCUGUGAAAUCAUAAAAACACAAAGAUGUUUUGUGUGUGCAUUUUGUGGCUUCGUUAUAUGUUUGUUGUGCUGCAGCCAGUAAUCCCUAUGUAUGCAUAUCCAUCUAACAGCAGUGGUGCAGGGCUAAUUGUGAAUUGCUGUGAUAUUCUUGUGGUGUAUAUGGUGAUGUUGGUCUCUGGUUAUUAGCUCCAGAGAAAAAUGCUGCAUUAAUCUCCAGCAGCCAUAAGCCUACGUCUAAGUUCCUUUAAAAGAGCAGGGGCAGAGAGUGAUGAUUGGAGUCACUCCAGUCAUGAUACCCCAGACGCAGUUACUGUAAAUUGUUGUUGGCAAAUGUGUGAAAUGCUGUUAUUACACGCUGCGUUUGAGUCAUCAAUUGACAGCCGAGCCACGCCAUACUGCCAGGGACACAAGUUGAGUGUCUGAGGAUGUGAGACCCGCUACAUCUGUGAGUCACCAUGAAUUUAUUUUAGUUAGUGUGAGCAUAGAUGGACCUGCGCCACUUCUGCCAUCCUCUCAUGAUGUCAUGUUAAGGGUGGGAAACUUGUAAAGUGCUAUCAUGUAUUAUUAAUCUGAAAAAAAAACCCUUUCACACAUGAAGAAAGUCCCUUAAAAUGUCUCAAAGUUAUGCUGGUGAGCUGUAAAUGUGAACACAAACAGCCAAGUUAUCCUCUUUACUUCACCCGGAUUACCGCCUGCUAACCCCCUAGUGUCAUUUUGGGGUAAAAUUCGAGUGAGGUCAUGUGAGGACGCAACAGCAAAUCCUCUGUAAAAUUCCCUGCUGGUGUUGUGGGAAGUUUUGCUUCUUGGUAAAACUGUAGCUGUAGCAAAAAUCAAUAACAUUUAUUAAUUUAACCUUUAUUUAGCAGGGUGAGCCCCGCUGCAUUCAGAGAUAUUUUUUUUCUUCCAAAGGAUACCAAGCCAAGGAUGGCAGCAACACAAAGUUUAGGAAGCAAAACACAGUCACAGGAUAGAGCUAGAACAUCAAUCACAGAAGAAACCUUUGCAUGCAGAAAGUCUGGAUUAUAGACUUCUCACACCUAUUGCAGUAAACCCAGAUUAAUGAAGUUUGUUUAAAAUCAGCCUGUAAAUCAGUCUAAAUCAAACAUUUUCAAACACAGAGAUCCAAUCCACUUCUUCAGUGAGCAAUAUUUAGUAGCAAUAAAGCAAAUUUAUGUGUGGUUCGUAUUAAACAUUGAGUUUGUUUUUGAAUCUUUAAAGCAUUAAACACAAACUUUUCACAGACUCAUCAAUUUUUCAGCACUUUUUGUUUUGCUUACCAUGCUGCAUACUGAUAAAACUGUUUCAGAAAAAAAUGAUCACUCUCUCAUUAUUUGAUUGGUAAUUCAGCGAGCAUAAUAAUUUGAAGACUUGCUUUUGUUAACUAACUUUUAACUUUUAAAUUAACUUUCUUUCGUCAUGUUAAAAAGCCUGAAUUUUGUCUUACUAAACUAAUAAACUUCUGUAUGGCAACAUCUUUGCUUUAUAUUAAGGCUUGGUUAUUUUUAUUUAUUAAUCCUGUUUAAUGAGAACAACAUGGGCUUUCCUACUUCUGUUGUGACCUUAAAAAGCAGAUUUUUAAGGUGUCUUCAUAACAGCCUGCAGCUCGUCUUAGCUCCACUCAGGCCUCUUAUCUUUCCUCUGCAGGGAAUUAGCUCUUAUCUUAAAGUCGACAUAUGUCACAAAAUGUUUCUUUUUAAAGAUUUAACACCCCCUGGCAAUGUCUCAGAAAUGAGAGCUCACGUGUAUUAAAAAACAAAGGUUCAUCCUCUGGGGACUAUAUAAGUGCAAAGCCACUUUCUCUCUGACAAAUCUGUUUUGAUCAAGUAUAAUCUUGAAUGUAACAGGAAAAAACUUCUAUUAUCAUAGACAUGGCUCAAAUGUGACAUGAGGGUAAACCUUUUUUCCUUUUCCUCAUUCGAUAAGCAGAUAAUACUGUAUCAAUUGAUUGGAAACAGAUUCACUUCACUCUUCCUCAGCUUGGGUUUGAGGUUCAUGGUCCCUCUCUGGCAUCAUCUCUUUGUUUUAGCUGUUGUCCAAAACCAGAUGUGAAUGCGUCAGUUUUCUAAUUGUGUUUAAAAGUCUGGCUUCAUGCGUCUUCGCUGCUCUGAGUACCAAAAGGAAACAAACAGACACAAGGUCUGUCUCCUACACGGUAUUUCUGCAGGAUUGGAGAUUGUGACUGUGUUAGGAGGUUUUAGAAAAAAAGUAGCUGCAUGAGCUACAAGUGUUGGACUGUCAUAGGAAUAUUGUGCUACUAUAUGAUACUGUGGAUAAGAAAUAAUCAAAAAAUGAGAGUACACUGUUAUAAUCAUUUUUUUCAUCUUUUAACAGACAUCGAGAGAUUUUUUUUGGUUCAAUUAUUUUAACUCUUUGUCUGACUCGUCAUCUUUUUGUUUGCUGUCCAAAGGUGGAGCGGAUCGUGGACAAAAGGCGGAACAAGAAGGGGAAGUGGGAGUACCUGAUCAGGUGGAAAGGUUAUGGCAGUAAGGAGGACACGUGGGAGCCAGAGCAUCACCUCCUGCACUGUGAAGAGUUCAUCGACCAGUUCAACAGCUUGAGGCUGCACUCGCACAAAAGACCCAAAGUCCCCAAAAGUCGUCAGGAAUCCACUUUCCCAGGCCACCAGCCAGCCACAGAAAACUCCAGAGCUCGGUCUGAGGCUCGGAAGAAGAAAAGGACUUUCGGCCCGGCUGUUGGGGUCAGAGUCGGAGCUGUUUUAGGGAUGGGUGGUGGAGGGUCGGGACACAGUCAGAAGCAGAAGAAGGUGGGUGUAACGCCUGGGAAACAUGCACUAGGAGACAGAUUAGGCAAAGUCAUGACGUAUAAGGCUACUCCUCAGGGGGGUCCUCACCUUGUCCCUCCACUGAGGGUUUCUCAUAAUGGACUCCAGAAUGGAGAGAUGGAGCCUCUUAUGUACAGAUCAGCCGCAAGGCCACAUCGACCACCUGUGGACAAAGUGGAGGGGGUAACAGGAGACACGGACAACACUGGACAGCAGUUCACCACUGAGAGAGGUGAGUUAUUAAGACACAAAAAGAAAUGAAACACGAAGAAAUAGCAGUUGUGAUCGGAAGUUUGAGGUUCAGGAUCUAAGAAAUAGUUAUUCACAAUAAUUUACAGAAAAAAUGUCUCCCUAGACUUUACAAAAUAAAAAAACAGCCUCUAAAAACAUGCUUUUAAUUUCUAAGAACCAGAGUGUUCUCUUCUUUCUCUUUUCCAUCUCUUCUCUUUAUCGUCCUGUUAUGAUUUUGCUGUUAGAAAUUAAAGGCAGAAUGGCAACAAACAACAUCGUACAGAAACAUACAAGUUAGAUAGUUGUGCUCUGAAUGGAAACACAUGCUGGACAGUCACCUGCUCAACACAGUCAGCCAUUCUGCUCUUGGUGGGCAGAGACACAUGCGGUUGGUCCAUGCAAGCACAUGUGAGUUUUCAGUUUUCUUCUGUGGAGAAAAGUUAAAACUGCCUCCUUUAUGGUGCCUUUGAACAUUCUCGUCCAUGUCACACAGCUGAAAAAACACUGUAUUUAUGUUAGGAAGUAUUUUUGUUGUGCUUUUUUGGCCUUUAUCUGACAGCAUGGCUCGAUGAAUAGAGCAGAUAGUUGGGGGAGGGAGUAGGAAGAGACAUGCAGGACAGGAGCCGCAUGUCAGAGUUGUACAUGAGCCGCCAUUAACAUGGGCAGCUAGGCCAGCUGUGCUCCACUAUCUAUGGUUUUGUAUGAAAAAUAAAUAAGCUGAAAGCUCCCAUGAGAAAAUUUCAGUUUGUGCCGAUUAUGGCGCCCCCUGUGGACAAAGCAAGGCAAAGUUUAUUUGUAUUGCACCAUUCAUACACAAGGCAAUUCACAGUGCUCUACAGAUGCAAGGAAAUACAUUGGAGAUAAAAAAAAGAGAACUUAAAACAAUUUAAGAUCAAUUAUAAUAAUGAUCAAUUUCCACCACAUCCAAAAUGGCUACAAAAAGGCCGUAUUCACCGAUUGCAGCUGAUCGUAACCAUUCAAGUUCAUGUGUCAAUUUCCACCGGCCUCGUUCCGUUAUGCUGCGGAUUGCCAGACUCCACAGCUGAUCGCAAGAGUUCUGUUGUUUCCGGACGCCGGAGCAUGCCAGAUAAAUUCAGCGCAGAUUCACCCAUGCUGAAAAGGAAGUCACGUACAGACACAAAGUAAAACAUCCAGCUUCUUUUCAAAAUAAAACACAUGGAUCGUAUUUCACACCAUGCAAACGGGCGAAGACGAACGAGUGAAAAGUUUUUAGACAGCAUUUCAUCCCGAUGACACCAUGGAUGAGGUGAUGCUGAUUUUAGAAGUCUAGAGGUGGAUCUCCUCUUUUUGAAGGACACAGUCUACUGCUUUUAUGGUUAGCCUCUGUGGCUGUCUAUAUAGAGAUAACUCGUUAUUGCGUGAUUGCACAUGAAUCUGCGGGUUCUUGUGAGUUCUCGUGAUUACCGCUGUCAGUAAUCCGCCACAAAAUUCGCCUCAAGAACGAAUUCAGUAGGAAUUGGCGGAUGGCGAAAAUCGACGCCGUUCUGGAUCGGAGCUGUUCCGGAUGGGGUGAAAAUUGGGGUAAGACAUAAAACAAUCUAAAAUCAAUAAGACCAACGGAUAUUUUUUUUUUAUGUCUUCAGUGUUUGCCCUGAUUACUUAUGAAAACCGUCAGUUCCCAGAAAAACAAAAUAAGUCACAAGCUUUCAGACCCAGAACCCCCCAGAUGAUAAGAAGUUUUCUCUUCGUCCAUCUAGUACGAUGUUAGUUUUCUCUUCAUCUCUCAGACGUAAUUAGUUUAGUGUAUGUUUUAUCUUGUUUUUUUACAUACUUAAGUUGCAUCCUCCAACACAAUUCCUUUCUUAUCCUGCCGACUAGUUAAACGUGUCUUUUAUAGCGAAUAUUUAAUGAGGAAAAUGUAAAAACAGGAGUUUCUGCAGCUGCUUGACUGACACUGUUUGCUGAUGGUCUUUUUUGUUUUUUUUAUUUAAUUAAAAAAGCAUCAAUAUGAAUAUCAGUCCAUUUCCUGAACAUCAAGAAGCUCACAGGAACUUUAAGUAAUUUCUUUGCAUAUAUAAGAUUUAAACAACAGCUGGAAAAAAUGCUUAAAAUAAAUACUGACCCAUUUAUAAUUGCUAAAGUAAACAGUAUCCUUCAUUUAUAAUACAGAACAGUGAUUUCAAAACUGUGUUUUAGUUGGCACAAACUGGUUGAAAACUGGUUGCACUGGUUGUGCAGAAAUCUCUUGUAAAGUUUUUAAAGAUUUGAAGACAAUGGAGGAGAGAACAAGAACAGGAGGGUGCCACUGACAGCUGGCCGUAAUCCCAACCACAAAUGUUUUGCCUUAUCCAGUGUUAAAUUUAGCCUUAACUAACUUGAGAUAACAAAAAAAUCUUCAUCUUGAUGAACAUGUGAUCAACAGUCUAUGUAAUACUGGAGUUUUUCUAAAUAACCUCUGAGUGGAUUUUUUAGCCCAUUGUGCUCAAGUUCUUGGUUAUAUAUUUUCUUUUAUACAAGCCAAAGAUAGAUCUGUGAUAAGCUAAAAAUGGCUUAUGGCGUCUAUCAGCCGAGCAGAUGUAUCUGUUCGUGUCUAAUGGGAAAUGUAGUGGAGUGUGAACUUUUCUUCAUGAAUAUGAAUAACACAGGUACUGAAAAGUUCUCAGCACACCAGGCUGCUGCUGCUGCUGCUGCACUCAGAGGUCUGUUCAGGUAUCCCACCAUCAGCUCUUUAUGAGGUUUAUAAAAUCUUUCUGCGUGAUGAAUAUUACCUCUUGCAUGAUCGAUUAGGUGUCUAUAAAAGAUAAACACAGUAUGUUUCAACAGGAAAACUCUUAAAUUGUAGAGACUAGUGCUGACACAUGGCUCUUUAACCUCUCGCUGUGGCUCUUUACAGCAGGAGCAGCUGAUAACACCUCUGAAUUUCACUCCCGGGUCACAGUCCAUCCUUCACCACUCUGGUUAAUAAUUAUAUACAAUUGAAAUAGUCAUUUAACCAAACCUGAAUGGGUUUGUUUUUCUCACCAAAAUUCACAUACCAGCUGUGCAAUUAUAAAUUUAACAACAUGGACAAGUUUUGUUUUUUGAACUGUUGUGUUUCGCAGCUCAAAUUAACUUCAGUCGUGCUCUUCCCCACCAUUAUCAUCAGCAUCAGCCUUUAUUUAAACCCUGAAAAUCACUGAGGUUUCCACAUUUACAACAAUGUCAAGAUACGAUUAAAACAAACCAAAACAAACUCAACAGAUUAGUUUUCAGUGAAAGCAACUUCAGACGGAGACUAAUGGUUUGAGAUAAUUGUCUCAGUGUGAGUGUUGUUCCUUAGAUAUCAUUGUAAAUAAUUCCUCUUGUCUAGAGCACAAAAACUAAAGGCUGAUUUUUAAGUUUAGAUCAAACCUGAAGCAUUUUAGAGUCAGUUUGAUCAGGUCCUGUGGUCUAGUUUAGCUCAUUUCGUAUAAACAGUGCAUUGGUGGAUGUCCAGUAGUGUUAGUUUUGGCCGCUUAGUCUCAGUCUUUGGAAGAAAAACUCAAACAUGUCUAGUUUUAGUCAAUAACAGUCAUUUUGUUUUAGGCAUAACUCUUAAGGUUCUUUCACACGGGACCGUUUUUGUCGUGCAAUUAUUUCUGCGAUAUUGCGGCAUUUAGUCUUCAGAUCAUGUAUGUGAAACUUUUUCUAAAGUUUCGCAUACUAUAUGUCCACUUCUGACCAAUCAGAUUGCGUGUUGUUGUGGCAUCUGAGUCACCGGUAAAGCCAACAUGGCCGACCGGCUGAUUGUUUACAUGUCGGAAAACAGAGUGUUUAUUGAUUCUCUAUCACAAUGCAAUGCUGCUGUGCUGUCACUCUGAUCUACUUAGGUGAGGAAAGUUUAUUAAACACAGAAAAAAUUGGUAAUAUAAAGGAAUGAUCUUUACUUCAAAACAAGACAUUAAACACUCUUUCUGUGGCUACUAUAUCUAUGUGAUUAAGAACAUUUUUAACUUUAAAUGAACCCCAUUAACUACACAUGUACAGUAUAAGUUCAUAAUAAAAGGUGCUGUGUUCUACUUGUUAGACUGAUCCAUUAGCUGACUAAUUAAUCAGCCCAUAUGUUGCUGGCUUAGAUAACCAUGAAUAUUUGAUUUUAAUGUGUGUUAAGUGAUGGAUUUAUAGAUAACUUUAAAGCAAAUAUAGCUGCAAUAUUUACUUUUAAUUUUUCUUUUCUAUACAUAAUAUGAUCAGAUGUUCAGCUCAGCAUAUUUUUUUCCUGAUUGGUUAGUGUUAUCAAAUUGUUUUAUCUUUUCAAAGGCAAGACAAAGAAAAGACAAAAAUGCAGAGGAGUCAAACCCAGUAGAACAAAGUGUUUGAAUAUAAAAGCUUCUUUUGAUAGGUUAAAAAAAAACCUUGUCUCUUUUGGAAACAAGAUGAUUCAAAGUGAUGUGACAGCAGAGACAGUGUUAUGUAGGAAUUUGACACAAGACUGAUGAGAGCUGCAAAUGGAAAGACCUUGAGUUGGUUAUUUAUCUGUGAUUUAAGGAUUUCAGUCUGACAGAGAAGUUUGGAUACGGGACAGAAAUGACUUUGAUCACCAUUGUCCCCUCCUUAUGCCAUGGAGCACGUAAGCAGUUUUUCAGAGAUUGACACAAAUAGACAGAUAAAAAUGUGUUUCAUUUGCUCCCAAAUAAGAGGAAAUUAAAAAGAAGGGAUCAGGGUUAUCUUCACCAGCUGAUAUCCUGGGAUAUUAGCUUCAUACAUUGUAUUGAGAUUAAGUGGUAAGUGAGAAGUUUGAUUCACAGGGUGUGUUAGGGUGGCCCUGACGGUUGACUGCUUUAAGAUUUGUUGACAUAGAUAAACAAAUAAAUGAAUGAAAAGCAAAUAAAAAAAUUAUGGGACCCCCAAAACAUUUCAAUAAACAUAAACCCAUUUCAUAAUACUCCAAAAAUUCAUGUAGAAAAAAAAAACAUAAAAUAUCGAAAAAGAAACAAAAUUAUUCAGGAAACAGAAAUGUAAAAAAAAAAACAAACAAAAAAAAAACCUGAUAGAUAUUCUAUGAUUAAAAAAAUUCACAAAAUGCAAAACCUAUAUUUAUUCAUGAAAAGUCCACUUUGGACUUGUACAUGAAAAGUUCGGAAAAAUGUCAUUUUUCUUACUGAACACAAAUAUUCUGCAAAUUAUGAAAAAAUCAAGAGUGCCAGACAGUUUAUGAAAUCAUGUUUCAUGUUUUUUUUGUUUGUUUGUUUUGCCUUUUUAGUUGUUUCAUUUGGUCAAAAAAAUGUGCAUGUUGUGUAUCUGACAUUCUCUGAAAUUUAUCCUCUGGUUGUGACGUUUAGUGAAAAAGGAUUGUUGUUGUAAAAUGUCCGAGUUGUUAACUACUUUGGAUUGAAAAACAAAUGAUUUUUAAUCAAACAACCAUGACUGUCUGUAAAAGUUCUGUCAGAAAUCAGUCCUUCCGCAUGUAAAACCAUUUUAUUUUUGACCAUGAGAUCUCUAUGCUAUCACCAUCCUUUAUGUUGUUGCUUUGUCUCUAUAGCACUGAUGCUAAUGAUCUCUCCGUGAAUACACAAGCCUCAAGUCUCCUCCAUUUGCACUCUUGCCUAAGCACUGACAGUGGUUGCUGUUGUUCCUACACACCUGCAGCAAGGGUGGUGCACAGGGGGUCAUUUAAUUUCACCUCUUCAAGCACAAAUGUCUAAAAAAAUAGUUCUUUCUUCACAACAUAGACAGUUUAGAGGCAUGCUGAUGUCUGAUUGAUUAACCUUUCAACAUUCAGUAUUCCUUUUAAAGCUUGUUCCACUAAAGAGAAAAAAUGGGCGAUAAAUCAAAACAGGUAAAUUUUCCUGCUCACGAUCUAUCUUGUUUAGCAUCUAAAACCUGCAGCAGCACAAAGGAAAGUCUUCCCAUUAUUCUCGGAGUGAAGACAGCUGCAGACUAAUUGUGUGACAGUGUUUGAGACAAGAGCAUCUUUGCAAAAAUCAGCUGACGAAUUGUGCCGACAGCACCUCCUGUUUCAAACUUUGAAACACUGUUAGAGGAAUAAAAGGCGACAGCACAUCCUGCAAAUACUGCGAGCAUUCGACAGCCAUCUAUUCAGGCUGGUGUCCGUGUUUGAUCCUCUUCUGCAGAAUUGAAUUGAAACAGACUCAAUUUGAAAAUCUGUGAUAAUCAGAUUUCAUUUUGCAGAGUCAGACUCCACAAGAAUGUGUUUGAGAAAGACCCAAAUGGAUCAGGUUUAACUGCACUGUAACAAAAAGGCAUUUCUCAUGUCACCGGUCCAAAUUACUCUUCCCGUAAAGUGUUUUGUUUAAUACCCCAAAACAUUAGAAACAUUUUUUUCCUCAUCUCAUUUCCUUUUGCUUAUCUUAUUGAUUUUUUAAGUUCAAGUUCAACAAACUUCUUGGUACUGUGCUUUCAUCCUUUUCUUAAAACAGCAGUAAAAGCUCUCAGUGAAAGCCUCAGUCAGUCUUUGAAGCUUAAUUCUUCAUUCAGAGAAAAGUUGAAUCCAAAUUUAAACCCCCUGUUUGUGUCUGAGACUAAAAACGAACUAUCUGAGGUAAACAUAAAGCAUCCCACCCUUUUAUUGUGAGAAAGUCUGUGUUUGUUUUUCAGUGAUGUAUUGUUUAUUUGUCUUCACUUCAUCACUGGAUCUCAGAUAGAGGACUAAUGCAUUGCUUAACUAAUGGUGCUUUUUUCGUUCAUCAAUUCAGCUGAUAAAAGUGCACAGCCGAGGCUGUUAUUCAGCUUGUGUAGAUACCUUUUGUUCAAUACGUGGUACACAUCAGUGUUUCGAUGAGAUUAGCUCUUUAUGGACCUUAGUUCACUUCUAAGGCAUAAUGUCUUUAGAUGCAGGAACUCCUCGAAGAAAGGUUUGAAUUCAGGAAAAAGGCUUAUGCAAUGACACAUGCGAUUUUUCAAACUCUAUCUCAACAUGAAAUUUAAUGUUAUUUGCUGUAAAAAAGAAAGAAAUGCAAAAUGAUGAACAUUUUUGGAAGACUUUAAAAAAAUACAGCCAGCAACUGGUGUGCAUGAACGCUUGCAUAUAUAAGAGUUUCUCUUACAAUUGCUCAAAGACUUUGAGUUUUAUGCCCUCGUGAGGUUAAACAUUUCUGUCUAUGCUCUAGUCUGGGAUGGGCAGGUUCCAUGCUGCAAGAAUGCAUUAUAAUCAGCUAGAAAUGCUAUCUAAGCACUGAUAUAUUGCACCGGGGCAAGUGUUAGGCAAGCUUAGACUAAAAAUGAGUGAGCUCAAAGUUUAGUUUAGAGGUUAAAAUGAAUUAAUACCUUCAUUAUUGUAAACUGCACCAAAAUUCUCCUGAUCUUCAAACCCACAGUCACUGAAAUUUUCUAAACCAAAUUAUUAUUUCUUUUUUUUUUUUUUUAAAGCAGACAGAUAGUGAAAGUUCUGUUUGAGUCUUUUUUUCCCAGUUGAACAUGGGAACAUCGACAGCUUUGGAAACUUAAAAACACACAUAAAACUGUUAUUUGUACUCGCAACUACACAGUAAGCAUCUGCUUUAUAAAAGAUAAUGUUAGUGAGAUGAUUUUCAUGCACCCUGAAAUAGAAGGGCCAAAAGAAACAGAAGAAAAAAACUACAAAUUGAAAUUAUUUUCCAUCCUUACUAAGUUACACCUCUCAUUGCUGUCCAUGAGCUGCAAACUGAGUCGUUCAGUUCACUGUUCACCAGAACAUGUGUGUACUCGAUGUGUGGACAGGAGAAACUGUGCUGACUGUGGCAUGAGUCUGAAAUAACCCAACACGUUCUCUCGGUCUUUUCCAUUCAGGUGUGAUCCUAAUGGGUAUGACACAGUGACAGUUUGAAUCAGUCUAAGGUCCUUUUUAUCUCCUUUUGUACUUAUUAAGGUGUUUCAUUACUUUUUUUCUAAAUUGACAUCAUCUUUCACAAUCACCUCCUCAAUCUGGUUGCACUUUCUUUAAAAGUUAUAAAGGAAUGGCUUGUUUGGUAAUGCAAAUUUGUACGUUCAGAGCUCUUGUGAUUCCAGGUCACGUAAUAUCUUGUGGGGACUUGAAAUGAUGAAAACUGAUGAGUAGUUAUCUGCAUGAUUUAUGGCAAGCUGAAGCAUAAAAGUGGCACACCACAGAGACAGGAGAAGUGACAAGGGGAUAAGUAUUAAGCUUAAACUGGCAAAUUUUUAUUUAAGAAGCAGCAUGAUAGAUGCAGGGUAGAGUGAGUGGAACAGCUGUAUUAGCAAUGAAGAACAGCAGACUCAGAAAUAUGGACCUGGAAUUCAAGUUUUAGCCAUAUGACUGUUCCCUCUGUCUGUUUGAUUGAAUUUAGCUGCCAUGCUGUAGAUGAUAAGAGUUGAAGUUUGUAAGUGACUGUAUCAGGGGCUGUCAUUCAUGCUGGAUUUUCCUUUGGUUGUGUAACAUGCAGUGUUAUCCAGAGCUCUUUGCAGUCUUCAGUCAUUUGGUGCAAGCUUUUAGAUGACUGCUCUUCAUUGUUCUGAUCAUUGAAAGAGAGUUGCUUUGUCAGUCCCUGCAGGAUCAUAUAAAUGGUCUGUUUUAAAAUAGUUCAUAUAGUUGUGCGUUUGUGCAGCUAUGUGCACAUGAACAUGCACUUCUGUUGAAAGCGAGAAAGCAGGCCCAAAAUUAGGUUUACUAAGGUUCCAUCAUAGUUACGUCAUUUUAUGUAUGAAUGUUGUUGUUGUUGUUGUUGUUGUUGUUCAAGUCAUUUUUCUAAAUCAGCUUUCCAAGUCAUCUUGGUAACUUUUGGUUUGUGUGAAUUUUGGCGCCCCCUGGGGACCAAGCAGUCUUUGCUCACAAAUCCUAAAUAUACUGAAGAAGGGUUAUCUUACAAAAAAAAAUUAAAAAAAAAAAAAUAUAAACAUUGUUUGGUAUGUGACAAUCAAAUACUGUGUGUCAUUUAAUGUGAAUAUUUUAUGCAAAGGAAUAAACAGGCCUGUUUCAUUUGCUGCUUGGCUGACACCUACUCCCUCACACAAGUUUCAAGCAUUGAAGGGAAACUCUGCCAUAAAAUUAAGUUAGGGUUAAACACACUAUAACACUGAGUUAGACACCCCCUUGAGAGACAAAUGUUGCCGACCGCUUGCUUCUCUUGUUAUACCAACUUUCACAGCGGUCUACGUCUCCACACACAAACCUCAACCAAAAUACCACUCGAUAGUGGAGUUUCGCAGCUCAAGGAAGAACAUUUAUGAUUAUUACUUCAUGGAAAUGCAAUUAGACCAAGACACUAAGGCAGAAGAACCACUGCAUCUGCAGUGCAAAAUGAUUAUUGUGAUGAUUCAAGGAAAUGAUCUGCUGCACUUGGUGAUCGACUCGUCAGGGCUCCCCCACAAACAAGUGGCUGCUUGAGGUAAGGAGAGUGGGUCAGUUGUGUUUAGUCUCUUUGCUUAAGAAACCAGGCAGAGUUAAAAAGAUGUUUGGUGGCUAGUACUAUGGCUGGGACCCUUUGUGUACUGUUGAGGAAGUUAGGUGAUGUUCUGAGCAUUAUUUGUGGCUAUAGAGUGGCGUUUUGGUUGAGGUUUGCGUGUGGAGAGGUAGACCGCUGUGUAUUGCUAUCGUGCGGUCGAUACUAAAGUUGGUACUAGAGAAACAAACAGUCGGCAUUCACCUCUUGAGGGGUUGUCUAACUCGAUGUUGCGGUGUGUUUGAUCCUAACUUAAUUUUAGGCCAGAAUAUCCCUUUAAGAAUUGCCCCAUAAAAUCUCUGAAUCAUGUCUCUGGUGGUCUGGUUUGAUUUUGUUUAUCAAAAAAAGGGCAUCAACAUGAAUUGAAGUCCAUUUCAAAAACUCCUCACAGGAACUUUAAACACAUUCUUACUGCAGGAUUUUUGCACAAUUAGUCUGUUACAGACCUCUGUCUGCAAUCCUGAGGACAUUAAAGUCUGAAAACUUAACUUUGUUCAAAUACUGAAAUAACUGUAACAAGCAUGAUUAAAACUGUUUGUGUGCUUUUUAAAAUGAGGUUACUACCAUACAGACAGCCUAAUGACUAUUGAUUUCAUUACUGACUACACACUGGGAGUAAGAGUUUUAAGACGUGCUAAGAUUUGAGUUUGUCAAACUCUUAGUCAUGAAGAUUUACCAAUAUUCUACUUUUACUUCCUGUAAUAGAAUUUAGUGAUUGAAGAGGUACAGAGCUGUGGUGGACUUCUCUGGCCAGUAGAGCUGAGUGCCAUCAGUGUGCUAAGGGAUGGAUUUUUGUCCGUGUGUGUAUAAUGUGACCAAAUGGGAGCAUAUACUCUGGGGUGAAAAUAUAAUUGAUCCCAGGGCUCCAAAUUUUUUUCUGGUGUGAGAGGAGACAUGUCCGCCAAUAGAAAAAGAAAUUAUGUUGGAGCUGAGAGAAGAACAAAACACUGUUAGACCAGCAUCAGAGCUGUCCCAGAUACACCGACUGAAAGAGUGCAGCUUUUCACUCAGAAUUCAGUGAUCAACAUCAAAUUAAACUCAGUAGUAUGAAGUCGGAGCAUGCAGCAGUGUUUCUGAAGAUCAUUAGUGACAAAGAGGACUGUCUCAGUGACGUGUCCAACUAAAAUUAAAAGAAAAGCUAUCAGAAAGGUUUUGUUGUUACAAUUUGGAGAGUCGUGUGGAAACUGUCUUUUAAUGAGCUUUGGAAUAACAGGGGAAAUUUCGAAAUUGGUGUACUUUUGCUCCAUUUUGGACUACAUUUUCAGUUGCUUACAGGGUAUUUAAGGUUUGCAGGAUGCUUUUGGAGAAUGAAAGACUUUUUUUUUAUCCAGGGUCCUAUAGGAGGCAUCAACAAAUGAAUCAGGAGCUUUAAUUUCUAAUUUAAUCUCACUCAUUUAAAUGACAGAAAGCUUCUUCACUACAUGACUUUAAAGGUUUGAGAUGUCUGAAGCUUCUCCUGAGUGUUAAUUAGAGCUCUGAGCCUCUGAUUAUAUGUAUUUAAUUAAAAGGGAGAAGUAGUCGUCCUUCACAUUCCUAACCUGUGAUUCAAAGACAUCUCUCUCAUUUGGUGAUCAAGGCGUAAAGCCUCCUUUCUCUUUAACUACAUUUCAUCCAUCUGCUUUUUCUUUUCAAUAAGGACAACUCGUAUUUAUCCUCGAUGAAAACUGCUGUAAGUACAAGGCUGAAUUUUUGUCUUACAGGGUAAAAAAGAGAAUCUAUAAUGUCUGUGCAGAAAAGGUUAAAUGUGUUCAUCAAUGUGUUUGCUUGUAGAAAGGUGGGAGGAGAGCAGGAUGUCACACCGGGUAAAAGUGUCGACACUCUGUAAUUGAAAAUAAAAAAGGUGUAUUCUGUGCUACAUAGGAAAAAACCCGGUAGAGAGUCAGCUGAGAUUCUGUGUUCGGUGUUUUUAUUCAAGAAGAACUCAGUGUACUGUGGAGCCUGGUGGAGGAGGGGCAGUUGUUUGCCUGAGCUCACAAUCAGUGAGACAUCACACUCCUGACUGACUCUCCAAUUUCCUCAUCAGAUAUGCAAAUAUACAUAUUUAACCACAUCAAAUCAAGCUAUAGACCUAGGUUCCCAUCACCAGCUGGUUUCAUAAAUAACAAGUCACAUCCUGGUGCAGCUCUUAAAAGAUCCCCAGCUUCAAUAUGAUGGCUGAUUUUCAUUUUUUCCUUCCUGUUGUUCAAUUUUUAUCUUUCUAUUCAUGGUUACCCUGUUAAGUCUUGAGUAGUGUCCUAUUCAAGAGUCAUGUUUUUUUUUUUUUUUUGUUCUUUAAGUGUGGUUAUAUGAGGUACUUGUGUAUCACCCACAGAGGAUUGGAAAAGGCUCAGCCAUUUAAUGAGAAACAGGACAGAUAACCAAAUCUGAAACUAGGCUAUCAUCUUAAUUUGCACAGUUAAACUCCCACUGAAAUAUCGCUGUGAGUGUACCCUCUAUUCAGUGAAUGCAGUGCACCGAUCAGCCGUUUGGGUUUAUGAUGUGCCAGUUGACUUUUUCCCAGUAAACAAAUGGAAAAUGAAUUUUAUUUCACUUUGACACAAUAGUAAGCGAGGAAUACUGAACAUUGUGGAGCUGACGCAGUGAUGGCUGUGGAGUUUGUUAUUUCAGUCCUCCUCCUCUAAAACUAACACUGUGUUCUUAAUAAGGGAUUCAUAGUGUGUGGACCAUGGGUUACCAUCAUAAUAAAUUAACGUAUAUAUCAAGCUAAAAACUUACUUUAAAAAUGCUCUUCUACUUGUCGUCUGAUUUACCCUCUAAAAAUGGAAGAAAGUAGAACAGUAUGGCGACUGCAGCUGUAUGUGAGCUGCUGGUAUCCCCUAAUUCUGAAAGGUCCUGAAAUGCUGUUGUUACCAAGACCCACUCAUGACAGCAGUAGCUCUCUGAGCUUGGGUAAGCUUACACACCUGGGCCUAAAUGUGGGCUCUCUCCAGCUCUUCUGAGUUUCCCCUCUCUCUACGUUGAUCCUCAGAGUCUUGUUCUUUUCUGCAACACUACUUUUUACAACAGUCCCAGUGUGACCACAGUAAGCAGCAUAUCAUCACCAUGGAUGUAUAUUUGUCCCCUUUGAAGCCGACAGACCCAAACAGCUGAUCAAGUGCACUGUCUGGCAUGAAUGAAUGUGAAUGUGAACAUGAAUGUGUUGCAUUCAAGAUUAGUGCAGAAAACGGCUUCCUAAUGGUGCAAUAAAGCACCAAAAAAAAAAAAACUCCUGCUUAAGACUUAAACCAUUAUUAAAGGGAUAUUCCGGCGUAAAAUUAAUUUAGGGUCAAACACAGCAUAACACCGAGUUAGACACCCCCUCAAGAGAUGAAUGUUGUCGACCGCUUGCUUCUCUAGUUAUACCAACUUUAGUAACGACCCCAGGAUAGCAAUACACAGCGAUCUGAGGAGCCCCGCAAUCAACCAAAAAGCCACUCUAUAGCCACAAAUAUUGCUCAGAACAGCACCUAACUUCAUCAACAGUACAUAUAGGGUCCUAGCCACAGUACUAGCCACCAAACAUCCUUUUUAACUUUGCCUGAAAUCUUUAGCAAAGAGACCAAACACAACUACCUACUCUCUUCCAGCAGCCGCUUGUUUGUAGGGAGACCUCUGAUGAGUCCAUUGAUGACUGCAGCGGGAGGACGCAGCUCAAGGAAGAACAUUUAUGAUCAUUUAUGGAAAUGCAAUCAGACCGAGACACUAAGGCAGAGGAACUACUGCGUAUGCAGUGCAAAAUGAUUAAUAUGAUGAUUAUUGCUUUAAGGAAAUUAUAAAGUAAUGAUCAUAAAUGUUCUUCCUUGAGCUGCAUCACCGUGCUGCAGUGAUGGACCGGUCUGGUAUAACUAGAGAAGCAAGCGGUCUGCAAUAUUCAUCUCUCGACGUGUUGUCUUCUGACUUGGUGUUUCGUUGUGUUUGACCCUAAUUUAAUUUUACGCCGAAACAUCCCUUAAAGGUUAGGGCUGUCAGUUUAAAAAAAAAAAAAAUCAAUAAUGAACAUGACAUGCAAAUGUUCAGAUACAUUUAAAUUUUGUAUCCCAUCAGUGAUGGCCUUUUUCUGGGCGUCUGGCAAGGCGUGUCAUAAAAAGGUCAACAUACAGGGUUGAAUCCUUCCCAUUGGGCCACUCGAUGGUUCGUCCUCUUCCACCAUCUCCGAUUUAUGUGCGUUAGUCAUUAUUGUAACUAACCUUACCUCCUUUCACUUUAUCAAGCAUAAGUUAAGUUCAACAUUUUAAUAUAAAUGUCUGAAUCUUUAUUUGAAACAUCUGUAACUUUCCCAAAAGCAGCAUUCUGGAUUAAUGCAGAGAUUUGCAAAGAGAUUGUACUCCAAAAUGCAGGUGUUCAACAAUCUGAACAUGUGAAAAAUGUUAUCAGAUUAUUAAAACUGUUCCUUUAAUUGUUGUUUCUUUCAUGUGGUUAAUGUUAUUAUCAGUCUGAUAGCAGGUGUCUAUCUACUUGGAUUCUGGAAACAUACUGACCUGUUUUGUCGCUCCUCCUUAUCCGCAUCAGGCUCUCCUCUGCCCAACGGAAAAAUGCAUCUGCACAGCUCAGUGAAGAGGAAGCUGGGCGAGGAGAAAGGCUACGUGUUCGACAAAAGGCUCAGGUACAACGUGCGACAGAACGAGAGCAACUGUCGAUUCCGAGACAUCGUGGUCAGGAAGGAGGAAGGCUUCACGCACGUCCUGCUAUCCAGCCAAACAACAGACAACAACGCUCUGACGCCAGAGGUGAGGGUGGACAUAUGCACACAGUUUACAUAAACACUUGUGUUCCCCUGGUCUGCAAGGAUAUCAAAGGACCUCCAUUCAAUCAUGAUUCAUUGUAUCCCAGUUUGAAUAGAGCUCUGUCACCAGAGGAAUAUAAGAAAAAGUUUCCUCAUUAAAUGCUGCAGAGAUGCCCGGGAGCUAAGCACUAACUCUACAACUGCUGCAGGGGAGCUUUCCAGGAGGCAACUUUCAAAAACUGUGGUUUUACUUGACACACAGCAGAUUUGACUGUCUCCAACUUCAGCUUCAUUAAUCUUCCACAGGGCAUUGAUGGUAAAGACCUCGUAUACUCGAGCAUAAAAGGUCAGGAAACAGCUCUUUGGGCUCUGUCUUUAACACUGACACAAUGUUUCCUUAUAACUGCCUCCUGCCAGACAAGGUUUCAACAAGUAGACUAAUUAGGGGCACUUAUAAUCCAGCGUUAUGCCAUCUGCUGUUAUUGUAGCAAAAUGUCAGCUGAACCAGAGAGGAAAUUAUGCAGCGAGUUCAGAAAAGAGCAUUACAUAUUUAUACUUCAGGAGAACUGGAAAGCCGAGGAAAACUUCCAAGAAAUGUUUCGUCUGAAAUAUCUGUCAUCUCUGCUGGAGAUCGCCAUGAUGAAGCAAAUGUCUUCUUUUUUCAAGUUAGUGUCAGAUUAUGUGGUAAUGAUCAGUGAACAGCUGAUUUGCUGUAACACCGAGCACACAAAACAACAAAUAGAGUGGGUCUAUUUUUAGGACUAGCUCUUCAGUUUGCUCGAUGAUACUCCAGCUGAGUCUCUCUGCAGGCGCUUAGGGUGUAUAAUCUGUGUCAAGCUGUGUUCAGUGGCCUCUCAAGAUGUUUUCCCACGAUCUACUCAGCAAUUUGUCAGUCACCUGCUAAUGUGAUGCCAAUCAAAUCCCCCAUGUAUCAUCUUCUGAUAGUUUGGACUGUAGGUACUGAAAGGUACUAUGUUCGCGGCAUGGAGCAAGUUGCAGCAAUGAGGCAAAGAAGAUUGCGUAGCCAACCCGGGGGAUAUGCUGUUUGAGCAGAGCGCCAUCACAGCGACUAUCUGCGACUCUCCCGCCAAAUGCUUACUAUGCUACUGCGCAAAUGGUGGAGUCCGUACAACGCUACUGUGCAAUGUUGGUUUCAGGAAGUGGAGAAAAUACUCGGAAAUACCGAGAGCUUUUUGGCUUCAAAUCCGUAUGCUGGCAGAAGGCGGAACCAAGUUGUCCAUAGUAUAUACAGUCUAUGGUAGAAACAGACGACAUCAAGUUACAGUGCUGAUAAUAAUGUUAAAAGUAUGUACACUAUCUGCAGUUAUAGCAAGGUGAUGAUAAUAGACUGAUCUUAAAGCCAACAAGAGUCAGCAGGUCUAGCUAGGAUAAAUAUUUCCAGCUAUGAUGAUGAUGACAGUGGAAGGAGGAUUAGAGAUGAACUCAGUACAGCACGGUUGUUAUUUAGAAAUCAGAAAGAGAAAGUCAUGCACUUUAUUUUCAAAACUUCCUGAAGCACUGCAGCUCUGGUCAUUUCCCUCUGCCCCUCCUUGGUUGACUCAUUCAUUCUGGCCAUGGCCAUUCAUCAAAUUCAAAACUCUGUAAUGUACAUCAGAGUCAAGCUGAAAAACUGUUGUUUUACUGGCUUGUGUCAAUUUCCUUCAUCUGUAAAAGCUCCAGCCAACAAAUGUUUAAUUUAGUCCAUGUGAUUAAGGUUAUUUCGCAGAUGUUGCAGACCUCAUCUCUCUACUCACAGGCAGCAGGCUGCACACCAACAGAGUAGCUGUGUUUCAGUGUCUCACUUUAGGGAGGAGGAGGAGGAGGAGGAGGAGGAGGAGGCAUUAUCAGUUAGCCAGUGACAGUCUCAUGUCCAGAUUUGUUGACAACUCCCAGCACACUGAAGAUGCGUUUUAACUGUAUGGGUUUUAGUCCUGCACUUAGAAAAAACAGUUAUAUCUUAGGGAGAGAGGCAGAGGACAGGAAGAGCCACCUAAGGCAGGCACUGGCAGGUAGAAGCCUGGUGUGGCAGCUGCUUUUACCUUGUAACUCAGUCCAUCCAUCCAUCUAAGCUGUAAAGCCUCCAAUUGUUUCAUUAGAUUUUUACUUUACAUCCAGAUAGCUCAUAAAACUUGAGUUAAAAAUCAAAGUAAUGGGAGAGAGGAGACGGAUGAAAUUACAGUACACAGAGGGACAUACAUAUUUUAUAACCAUUCAUUUAUCAAUAGCAAAUAAAUCUAAUGCUUCAAAGGUAUACAAACUACAAUUCCUGAUGAGCAUGACUUCAUUUAGACUAAUAUUCACUUGUAAUGUUAUUCCCUUGUGUCUGUUCUCCCACUUUAUGUUAAUUGUUGCAAGAAAGCUGAAAUAAAGCAUGUCGAGUACACCCACACCCUCUUGGGAACAGAUACCAUCAUCUUUGCACUUCCCCAGUAGGAAUGAUAACGUUACUCCUGACAGAUUGAGUCAAGCAGGUUUAAGAGUAACAUUAGCCUCAUUACAGAGAUAGUAGAGGUAAGACUGGCAUAAAUAAUCACAGCAGUAAGAGUCAGGCAGGUCCACAGCAGCAGACUGUCUGCAGCAAACAUCCAAGAAACUAACAAGACAGGGAACUCCCUGGAAGAUCUAUGGUUAGGAAGUGUAAUAUGACACAAAGACUUAAAGCAAAAGGAAUAAAACACACUUUAUUAGUCCUCAGAGGAAGUUUUUUUCACUCAUGUGUUUAUGGGGCUACACAAACACAGGCUGUAAUACACAAAAACAGCCCACAAACUUGCGUCAGAGUGAGGGACUCAGUGUUUCAGGAAGUGAACUGGCAACACUCUGGUUCCCAAUCCAGAUCCCAGUCCAAGGGCCUGAUCUACUCAAGGUUUGCGUGUGCAAAAACACGUACAAACUUAAUAGUGCGCGCAAAGCUGAUCUACUAACCGAGUGCACCAAGGAUUGCGUCUGUCAAAUGAGCAAAUCAGUGAGCACAAGCCAUUUAGCGUGUUUGCCUUCAGGAAUAUGCAGAUUGUUUGUAGAUCAUCAGACCGUGCAAAAUUCUGGGUGGAGCAGAUGCAAAUAGAAUCAUUUAGCACCCGCAAUGUGAUUUCUCAAACCCGGAAACCAGUUGCAGUCGCUGUUUUGCGUCUAUAUUUAGCACGUUUGAAAGGCACGUGCAAACUGACACAGCGUUAUGCACAAAUGGCUGCAGUCAUUGCAGGGAGAAGGAGGCAGAAGAGCAAAAGUGUUUUUCUAGUAAAUGACGGUUUUGAUAAAUAAGUAGGUCAAACACUGAACAGUUGCAAAAAGGUAUCUCUUUGUCUUGGUGAUUUUAAAUGGUUUAAAUCUCUUUUUUUAUUUCAAGUAUAUUUUCGUGCAUCGGUAAAGCACUUUGAAUUGCCUUGUGUAUAAAUGGUGCUAUACAAACAAAGUUCCCUUGCUUGCCUUUUAUGCAGUUGCUGGCUUACCAAAAGUGAUAGGUGCAACUCCAUGGCUUCAAACUUUAUUUUUCAUCUACAGCCACCCCGCUCUCACAAACUCUCCAUGGUGAUGCACACACAAAAUUCUUGUUUAAAAAGGGCGGUCUCCACCACUUUUGUUCCUGUUAUCAAUUGCACGCCCACUAAUCACACAUGCAAUUUUUUAGUUUGCACACACAAUUUAGCGUUCGCUAUUUGGGAUCGUAGUAGAUCAGGCCCUAAGUCUUUAGCAGCAUAAUUAGAGCUGGUCUGAGCCUGAGCCUGCCCUACUUAUGAGAUUUAUAUUGUAACAUGCUGCCACAUUGAUGGACAUAUGUAUGCACAGAUUCUAUCAAAUACUUCAUUCUGAAUGUCUGACACUGUAUCUUCCACUUUGCAGCAUGUGUUUGUGUGAAUGCGGCUUGGUUACACCACAGUGCUUUUAAUGAUCCUAAAUGACAGUCUGAUGAUACCAUGUCCAUCUGCAGCUCUAGCUGUGAUUCACCGGCUCUCUGCUCCGAUGCUGCAGCCUCUUGCCUUGUGGUGAUCAAGUUGUAGAAUUGACCGCCUGCAGGAAAGUACCAGCCCGCGAUUGGUUGCUCAUUUUCACACUCCAAUCAACAACAAGCUGCUCCCCUUAAAGUUCCCCCGGAUGCAUUCAGCAGCCAGCCUUCAGAGUUCAGUAAACACUCCCCUCAGCUGCACUUUUGAAUAUCUCUAUUGUGAAAUUUUGUAGCCUUCAGAUUCGUUUUAUAAAGGUGUCCUUUAUGAGCUACCACAUUCCCAGGGCAAGAAUACGUUUUUAAACUGCAGCUGAAAGUGAGGUUAGCUGGGGAUUAUCCACAGAUGCUUCAAAAAGAUUUAGAAACGAUAAAGAAACUUCAAGAUAUUUAUGUAUUUUUGGUAAAUUUGCUUUCCAAAAAGGAUGUUGCCAUUAAACAAAUAAACCAAAUAGAGCACAUCACACUUAAUUUUAAGUUCAUCAUUUCAAACCUUCUUGGAAAAAAUUAAAACGUAGACUACAAAAACAGUACUUUGAGUUAUUGAACAUGUUUUAUUCUCAAGAUUAAAUAAUGAAAAUAGUCUCUAAUGUAUUUUUACAGCUUCCUCAGAGCACUGUUAAUAUGAGAGCGAGUUAAACCUUAGAUAAUGUCAUGUAUCACAGUCAUCCACCUCUGGCUCCUGAAUCCAAGCAAACAGGAUUUUCCUCCCUUCAGAUUGAGGGAUUGUGGGUUGUGUCUCAGAUCUUCCACAGAGGGUGGUUCUGGCUUUGAUACAGCGCCCGUGUGCACGGCAGUCUGCUCUUCACCAACACUGAAGUGGCCCCAACUGUGUGCGCACAUGUGUGUGUACUUUCAUGUGUGACAGUAAGCCCGUAAGCUGUGGGCUUAUCAAACAGCUCUGAUAGCUCCUUUUCUGUCUCUGAGUCUUUGAAGCUACAGUACAGGAACAAGAGAGUCUGCCCAUGUGCUCGCUGAAUGGGUGAAUAUCUUCUAAAAUAUCCCUGCACAUUUUUCAUCCAAACACUCAGAGCCUGAUUUAGGUGAGAAAGUCCCUGAGCUGUUAGCUGCUACUCUAUCUGUCACCUUCCUUUUCUUUCAUACAGGAGCUCUCUGUGUUUGUGCUUUUCACACGAACACCCUCAGUCUUUAACCAACACAGUUCAUAAAAUCAUCCAAAAAGCAUUUCAUUACAGAGUCAAAAGAGAUGUCUGAUUUAUUUAUUUUGAGGCAAUGAUUUACAUUCAGUUUGAAGUAAGAACUAAGAUCUUUACGACUCUCAGUAAGCUUCUGUCUAUUAGUUCACUGAAUGUUAAUUUCUAGUUUUCUGUGAGGUUCUGCUAUAAUCCAGCUCACUUGGAUGAAAGAGUGUACUUAAAACCAAGUGUUUUUGGUUAACCAGGCGUUUUAGUCACAAAUGCAGUAACUUUUAAAGCUUCUAUGAGGGAUUUUUAAUUUGUGUUGACUUUAGCACCUCCUGCAGACAAACCAGUCUCUCUUAUCUCUUUUUUUAGAUCCUGUCCUGUGCAUGGUCAGUACUGUAGUGUUUUCAUCAUCCCAAGUGCCUGAUCUAAGUGCCCAUCAGAGGUUAAGCCUCACAUGUAAAGCUUGGCUUCUGUGGCUUCAUUUCCACACAUCCCCACUCUCUCUGCCCAUUUCCUGCCCUAAAGGCAAAAUGCCCCAAAAAAUUAUUUUAAAAAAAUCAUCAUCCUGCUGCUUUAACUGUUAAAUGUAUAACUAACUAUUGAUUUCGGUCUUGGAAAAUGGAAAUGAAACUGCUUCAGCAGCAAACUUUUAGCUGACACCCACCUGGUUGCUGUGGUAACAGACAUUAUAACUUACUGUGUAGUAAGUAGGGAUGAUACAUAAUAGUAUUGCGAUAUUUUGUCUGGUGAUAUAUCAUAUCAUCUCAUUUACCAAGUAUUGAUUUCUCAAAUUAAUUGUUAAUAUGAAGUCAAAUCUAUGAUAAUGGAAAAAUCAAAUCAACUGUUUGUCCAGUGAGGUUGGCAGAGGUGACAUCAUAGAGCAGGAGAAAGUUAGUGCAACAAAUAUAUGUAAGGUUUGCAAGGUGUGCUACAUGAAAAUAAAAUACAGCGUAAAUAAGAAAAACAUAAAGGAAAGACAAAUGCUAAAUUAACCAAACAGUUGAAAAAAAUGUACAAAUCACAAUUCAUUGUAUCAUUACAAAAUGUAAAAAAUCGCAAUCAUAUCAUAGCGUAACCAAAGUAUUGUGAUAAAAUCGUAUUUCCGCCACUCGUGAUUCCCACCCCUAGUAGUAAGUAGCCAGUCAUGUCAUUGAUGGUUUAUUAUGUUACGUAUUGCUUCUGAAGGUCAUACAAAAUCAUCAGCAUUAAUUUUUAUCUGUAGCAUGCGCUGCUAAAAAUGUGUCUUCAAGAGCUUUGAGUACCACUAAAGAGCGAUUUUAAACUACAACUGAAAACAUUUCUUGGGUCCUUACUUAAAUCAGUAAAUAAAAAUAACCACAAGGAGAAUAUUAAGGUGAAGACUACUAACCCAACUGAAAGAAAGAAAAGAAAAAUGGAACAUGAACUAAUAGCAACCCUCUGUGGAAAUGAAAUGAGGUCAAUUUAGAAAUAUAAUAAAUGGCAGUUCCUUGUGUGUCCACUUGGGGAUUGCUCUAAAGAUCAGGGAUACCACAUUAGAGCUCAUGCUAAACUGCCCAUUUUAACUAACAGUGAAAGAAACGUGUUAACAGUGUGGUACAAAAAGUUUGGUGUUCUUACAGUGUUUCUUUCUUCAUAACAACUUUAAAGAUGACAUUAUUUUUCUUAAGUCAGUUAGAGUCAGCAUUUCCUUUCGGGUGUCUACCAUCUUUGGGCUUCAUUAUACUUCACCAAUGGGUGACAUGACAGAAACAACAUCAAUUCUAAUUGCAGUCCAUCAAAUAAAAGUUUUCUUCCUUGCCUUUUUCAAGCCAAUUCUCUAAGCCUGCUGCAUCUAACAAAGAAAUAAUAAGUCCUGUGCUGUUUGUCUCAUCAAAACUAACCCUUUUCAAGUUCUGGGUAGUUCACAAGUGCCUCGGCGUAUUUUACAGAGAGCAGGAAAGAGAAGUUACGAGCUCUGCUUAAUAACUACACUGUUCAAAAGUCAGCGCAGAUCAAUACCAGAGGCACAGCUGAACUCAAACUUGCCUGACCGUGGAGCUGGCCCUCUUGAAGGCGUCAGUCUCUGAUUGCAUCUUUGUGAAUGGUGUUCUUGAUUCAGCGCUACAACAAUCACAAUCAUUGAUCCAGCAGCCAGUGGUGGGUGGGGCAUUUGACCCGGAGGGACGCACACUCACUUUCACACACUAAACUGAAAAAGUGUAGACAUGAGUUGAGUGUUGAGUUGUUACAAGGCCUAUUUCUUCGAACUUUCCUUCAAUAAUACAUUGAUUAAGAAGCAAAAAAAAAAGAGUCCCCAAAUAGACCGUUCUUGCUCUCGGCAUUGGAUUUGUAAUGUCAGAAAAAGUGCAGGUUUUACUAGAAACAUGAACGGAAUGUUUAUCAAGCAUCUGAACAAACCAUGACAAUGUGACAGUCUGCCAGCAUUCACUAAAAUACCCCAAUACCUGAACAGCUUAAUAAACUUCUGCAAUCACAAAUGUAAAAUUCACACCUGUGACAGAAAUACUAAAUGCAGGAGGGUCAAUGGUUUAGAUCAGCUGCUUUAACUCAGAGAGGGAAAGUGCUCCAUCCACGAAGGCAAAGUCUUCUACACAUUACUAGUUUGACAGCCUAGAACUGUUAGGUUCAUGUCAUAACCAAAAGUCCCAUCUCUCUUCAAUUGUCCUAUUUGAUAGAAACAAAGGACAAAAAUAACGAACAAAAAAAAAAACUGUCUUCUAUGAGUAAAUACAUCUCCUUUCUGUUGAAGGCAGCUAAAUGUGUAGCACUAAUGUCCAAAACCAAAGUCCCCCUAGAGGACAAUAAAGUGCAUCCUCUUGUCUACUUCAUAUCUUAUAAUGUCCUGAAAUAUCUUGUCAUAUUGUAUCCCACUGUAUCGUAUCCCACCCCAUCAUAUCGUUAUAUCAUAUCAUGGCAUCACUUCCAGUUGUAUCAUAUUGUACUGCGGAAUUAAAAACAAAUAGGUAUCAGUAUCCCACUGUAAUGUGAUGAGUUUAAUACUUAAACAAUAUUUUUUUUACAUUUUAAGGCAGUAUGUUUGUUGGUAGAAUAAUAAACUUUUCAUGGUAUAAUGUGGCAGGAACAGAAAAAGAGUGAAUUUCCCAAAACAAACAAGACAAGGUAGGGUAAUCAACUAAAGACAUGUCAAAGAAAUGAGACCAAACUACAUUGAUGUUAUGUUUUAAGAAGAAAUAUUGUGAAGCUUGUCCCUCUUUCCUCAGUUUGACUGAAUACAUGGUUUUAUUUUCAAGUCUUCCAUAAGUAUCUUCCCAGUAUUUUAUGGCCACAAUAACCGUGAGAUGAAAAUCUGAUAUCCUGACAGCCCUAGGUAUACCAGUAAACUUAUCCUAUUAUAGCAUGAUACUGUUCCUUAAUUUUAUAUUCUGGAGUGGCAACAAUUUGCCUCCAUUGGACUGAUUUUAACAUCAAUUUUGUGAGUUCCUGAUAAAGACAUCCUGAUCCAGUCCCUUCUAGAAUAGUCUGUUGUGUGCAGAGCGAUGAAUGAGUGAGGGAAGGAGGGCUAUGGGAUGUAGCCCCUGAAAAAUAAAUGUUUUUUCAGCUUUCGGAAAUCAAAACAUCCCCUCCAGGAAAAUGCAAAAUAAACAAAAAUAAAUAAAUGAUGUCUCGCUCAUACAUCAAAAGGUAUCUGAAGAGCAGAGUGAGUGAGAACAGCCUGUCAGACCUGCGCACAUCUGAAAAGGUACCAAAACAUAUGAUUGAUUGACUUCUUCGCAGCCCUACAGGCGGUGUUUUCAUUUCCACUGAGCUGAUGCUUGCUGUUGCCGGUCUCUUUGUUGUGGAAACCACCUGUGUUUGUCUGCAAAUGUCCCGGAGGCCUCUGCUCACUGCACAUGAAUGUCACUUUGACUGCUCUCCCCUUCCUCCUCCAUGUCUCCCAGACUGGAACCAGCAUCUGCCCGUCUCUGCCUCCUUUCUCAGCAGGUCUUUAAUUCAACUCGCUAGAAUAACGUCAUUGUCGGAGACUUACACGCACUCCCACACACAGCAGCCAGUAAAAACAGGGGACAGAUUAUGUGCUUGGUGAGACGUGGAGAAUUAAGUUCCCUUUGAGGUUGAAUGGUUAAUAUGGGUCAAGGGUGAUAAUCUGAUUAAAAAGCAGCAUUAAAGUGGGCAUAUAGACAGCAGACUCUGAUGUGGGUGAUGGGUUUUUAUGUGACUUCCUAUCAGAUUGGAGACCUAAAGAGUUUAAGGCUGUCCUUGGACUGGUUUUAGCGAUUCCUUUAAUUAUCAAACAAGGCUUAAAAAAGAAACAUCUUUAGUUUACCUAAAAGUUCGAACACUAAGGAUUUGUUAUUACUCCUGUCGACAACUACUGUGUGGCUGUAGCUAUCAUCUCAGAGUAAAGCUAGUUGCCGCUGGAAGGGAGACUGCAGGGGCAACCCCCUCAGCAUCACGUCAUGUUAUUAUCUCAUCUGUAUACAAACAGUUUCAACAGUUUCUCCACCAUCUACAAAAGUUCAGGAUAAACAAAAUAAGACAUAAGAUGGGAAAACUUCUUAAACAGAGCUGUCUCUUUGUGCCAUAGUGGUCUUUGUUUUAGGUUGUGUUAGUAUUUUUCUUAUCUGGUUCUGUUUUCAAUGACAGGUAGCUUCACUUUAAAGCUCCUGUGAGGAGUUUUUUUACGCUCAUGGAAUAGAUUGAACUUCAUACUUAUGACUUGACCUGACAUUCGAUAGCAAGCAAGACCACAGGUGGCAAGAUUGACCAUUUUUAAAUAUUUAUUAUUGAUCCCUGAAACUGGUGCGAGAGAGUAGGUGUCAGCCAAACAGCUGAAGAAAAGCCUUGUUUUUUUAUGUUUAAUUUAUUUUUUUUUGGUCUAAAAUGUAGGGAACAGAAGGAGAGACUGCUUUAUCCACAGGGGGCGCCAAAACUGACGCAAACUAAAAGUUCCUCACAGCAGCUUUAAACAAGACCCCCAGCUGAAUUUACAUGAUUUUAGUGUCUUAGUGGAUUAUAUUCCUAAAAUCAAAGCAGUUGAAAAGACUGAGAGACCAUUUCAGUACUUCUGUAGCACCAAGGCUAAAAACAUUAUUUAAAAUCUAUUAUGUAGUUUUAGAAACUGAUAAGAGCACCUGAAAGAGGUAGAUACAUAGAGAGACAGCAGAUAGUCAACUGGAUCCUUAAAAUCUGGGACUCCUCAACAGAUUUGAGCUGUUGCUAAAUCACACUAGAAAAAAGCAGUAUUGUGUUUGAACUUUAACAAAGGCUGUCAGUAUUUUAUUUAUAGAAAUUAGCACUUUGUAUUCUCUGUGUUUGUCAUCUUUCAUGCCUACUUGUAAAAAACAAUAACUCCGCAUGUCAAGCUGUCCUCGUGUGUUAGAUGUGUGAAUAAAGUCUCCUCUUCUUUUCUUUUUCAGAUCAUGAAGGAGGUGUGUCGAGCUCUGGGUAAUGCAGCUGCUGAUGACAGCAAAUUGCUGUUGCUGAGCUCUGUUGGAACAGUUUUCUGCAGCGGCCUAGAGCCGUCGUACCUGAUUGGGCGUCUGUCCACUGACCGCAGGAAAGAGAGCAGCCGUAUCGCAGAUGCUGUUCGGUAAUGAAAAAUCUGUCUGCUUUAAACUGCGGUUCUCUCAUCACUUGCCCCUCAGAGUUGAAUGAGAUGGGACUAAUUGUUCUGUGACCCCUUCAGGGACUUUGUGUUGGCAUUCAUCCACUUCAAGAAACCCAUUGUGGUGGCCAUAAACGGGCCUGCUCUGGGCUUAGGGGCCUCCAUCCUGCCGCUGUGUGACGUGGUGUGGGCCAGUGAGAGGGCCUGGUUCCAGACUCCAUGUGCAGCCCUCCACCUCACACCCUCUGGAUGCUCCUCUUACACCUUCCCUCAGAUCCUGGGUGUAGCUCUGGUGAGUCCCAAAUAUCCCUACAGAUAUCACAGAUAGCAUGACACAUGAAGAAAACUUUUUAAUUUUAUCCUUUUUUGUCCCUGAUGGCAGGCCAAUGAGAUGUUGUUCUGUGGAAGGAAACUCACAGCACAGGAAGCAUGCAGUCGAGGUCUGGUGUCACAGGUCUUCUGGCCGACCACAUUUAACCAAGAGGUGAUGCUGCGUGUGAAGGAAAUGGCAUCGUGCAAUGCAAUGGUGGGUUCUCAAGCAUGCAGCAUACAGGCAAAGAUUUUUUUGAAGCAGUAAAAUGUUUGGGGAAAAAAACUCAUAAAACAGGAUAAAAUCUAGUAAUUAACAGAGAAAAUUGAGGAGUCUGUCAGGGGCGUCACAGGGGCAUUUUGGGCUCUGUGAAGAUAUAGAUGUUUUGGCCCCAUCAUCACAGCCUUAUUCAAUUUAUUAAAGUCAAGUCUCUAUUAUGCAAAGUGAGUUGUGGCUUUAAAGAACUAUAACUUUGUUUAAACUCCUUAAAAUCAGUAAGUUAUAAGUUAUCACAGAGGUCUAUGUAAUUUUUCACAGCUAGAUUUGUGCAGCUUACCGUUUAUGCCUUCUAGUGCCGUUCUGGUUUUGUCAGAUCUUUCUUCAUCCUCUUCAUCAUUCUCACUCUUCUAUGAAAGAUCUUUUUUUUCUGCUCUCCUCAUUUCCCUUAUCCUCUAUUCGCUCAAAAGGCUGAACCGUCCACAAGCAUGAAGCAAACAGCUUAAUAUAUUCUACUACUUUAAACGAUCUAACUCGGAUUCAUAAAUAUGACUUGAAUGUGGAAAUCAUGAAUCCACUGAUAACACAUAUGUAAUGCAAGCUGACUGUCUGACUGUAUGAAAUCUAAAUUGCUAGCGUACGCUUAAAUGAUUCCUAAACUCUAUGAGUUACGUUUACCUUUCUUCUAAAAGACACUUGUCAAAAGCUUUUAUCCCUCUGCUUUCUUUCUCCUUUUUUUCAUUUUUGAACCCCUGAUUUUAAUUUCUCUCGAGCGACUUAUCAGACAGUUUUAGUUUUAGGAUACUAUGAUAGAUACGACUUUGAGAGAAAAAAACUGAGAGGGAUAUAUGUAUGUAUUUCUGGCUCAUCAAAGGCCCACCUAAAAUGUUGACAGGCAUUUUAAAAUAAUCUCAGGAUACCUUAUUAAUAAAGCAUACUUUUGCUUUCCAUGUUUUGGAUAUCUCAGGGUGUGCUGGCCAUGCUUUGUUUGGCAAACAGCUUUAGGAAGAUGAUUUUAUAAACAUGCAUAUCUGACAAAAAAUAUGUCAUCCUUAUUGGAGGUUGUUUUCAGAUUUAUAAAUUUGUUUGUGUUAAAUACGUGAUUCUGAUUCGUUGAUCAUAGCAUUAUUGAGGUCUGCUAUUUCUUAAAAGCCGACUGUCACUAUGAAAACCAGGCUGUUUCUUGGGAUGCAGCUCAAAUCACAGAAUCUGUAGGACCAGCUGUAAUCAUUUCAGGCUGCCAAAAAGAAGUCUGGUCUCCAGAAGUCUGGAAAACAGCUGAUAACAACCUGCUCUCUCACAUUAUUCAUCUCACACGUCUGUAAUCUUUCCUUUUUACUUGUCAACCACUUGACUGUAUUAAGUUGAACACUGUGGUAUUGCAAUUUCGACAUCAAAAUUUGGGAUUUUACUAAUGAAACGUUUCACUUGAGGUUUUUCAGUGUAACAGAGCCGUAAAAUGAGUGUCAUCUUUUUUUAAAGUCAUGUUUAUAUUCCGUAAAUUUACACAUAUAAUACUAACUGAUGAGUCUUUGCUAUCUGUGUGUGUCUUGAAGGUUCUAGAGGAGUCCAAAUGCCUGGUGAGAAGUAUUGUCAUGUCAGUCCUGGAGGACGUCAAUGAGAAAGAGUGUCAGAUGUUGAAGCAGCUGUGGUGCUCAACCAAAGGACUGGAGGCGCUUUUCAGCUACCUGCAUAACAAGUCAUAUGAGAAGUAAUCGUCAUAAAGAGAGAAUGAGGUUCACAGGUUAUCCACAGAGUGACGUCCAGGAGGAAUGCACUGCAACCUUAGACUGAAUCCCAACUGAACAAGAAAAAAAUAGGAGGUGCAUUCAUGGUCUUAAUAUCCAUCCAUCAGCAGAGAAGAGGGGAUUCUCUGGACUACUGUGAGCCGACAUGUCUACCAACAAAUCCCUUGAAAUCGUCUUUGGUAGAGUUUUUGUUUGACCUGUUACUGCCAGGUUGUUUAUUCUCUAGAGGACAAAGAGCAGAGGGCCAAAUGUGGAUUCUUCAGUGAUCACUGAAUGUUUUUCAAGGAGGUACAGAGUGUUUCUGUACGUAUAUGAGAUAUUAACGCGUCUAUGAAACCAUCCGGAUGUAUGAAAUCAAUGUAUGUCUAAUAGCACAUGAUAAAUUGACAAUAAUAUAUAUUGAUAUAUUUAUUUCAAUAGUGUAUAGAAGAGGUUCUUACUGUAUAUAAGAUGAAUUUUCAGGACUGUCUGCGGUUGCUUAUGGUUUGAAGUUGAAGUGUAAACCAAAGUUUGCAUGAGGACACUGUUUCCUUUCUCCGUACAUGCACAUUCCCUCCUCUUUCCAAAAAACCCUCACACAUGCUCGAGUGAUUAAAUAGUUACCAGAAAAAUGCACUGAAAGUCUGGAUAAUUUAAAGAAAGUUUGAUAAAUCCACCUCCUGUGAAGACUUUAUGACACGGAGUAGACAGCCUGUUGUUCAGUGACCUUGCCAUCAUGAUUCUAAUCACCAUAAAUUUGUUUCUGGUCCAUAAAAUUAAGAUAAAUGUUCUUGUAGGGUACUAAUAAGACCGUCUGGUGCAUAAGUAAAUUAAAUAUCAUCCACAUGCUGUCAACAUCCAUCUGUUUUAAUUUUUCAUUCACAUGCAGCAACAAGUUCAGCCCGUAUUUAUACCGUUUCUCUCUGAGUGAAGAUUCCUCUUUGCAGGGAAACUGGACUGAAUGCACUUACUUUGUUUCUCUAUGAAGACAAACGUUCGAUGGAAAACACUGGAGGUUUAAUGCACAUGCUAGCACUAAAUAUAAAAAAAAAUAUGUGUCAGUUUUGAAUCAAAUGGCAUUUUGGCUCAGAUACAGAAUGUGAGUGCAGAGGAUUGACUGAAGUGGCAGCACAGAUCACAUGAAAGGAUUAGUGAUGGAUUUUUAUCCAAUUUACUUUGAGCUACAUAUGGUAGCCUUACAUGCUGUGCUGUGUGGGUUUAAAUGUGAAAAAAAAAUGGCUUCCAGUUAUAAGUGCAGAUAGUCAUUGUGUGAAAUGAGUGAUUCUUUUCUUGAUUUUUUUUUCCAGUCUUGUUGAUAGUGACUACAAAAACUGUAAGUGAUCUAUAUUGUGGAAAUGCAACAGUCGUGUAGCUGGAGUCAACUUCGUCUUUAACUGCAUGUGAUGAUUCGAGAUCUGAAGACAUAUUUUUAUUGCAAUGUGUAGAUUAUAUUCAGGCAUCUAUUUUGGUCUACCAAAAACACGUAGGUCUGUGAAGAGUCUUUCUUAAGAAGAUAUUUGUCCAUUUUUGCAGUCGCACAUAAUAAUACACGGGCAAAACAGACUGGUUUGUGUAAGAGCUUGCAUGUAAAUAAUAUAUUGUACAUAUAAAUGUGUCGCCUGUCUGAAUACCUUGUAUUGCGGGGUAUGUUUUGUACCUACAUUGUAAGUAUUGUUAGAAAUUGUGCAGUUUAUUUUUGUAUUUAUUUGAGGUAACUGUUUGGAUGUGCAGUGCCAUGUGGGUUUCUUUGCUCCAGAAGCAACUGACUCUCAUAAUCAGAUAUUUAACUUAUCCCAUGACACCUUUGAUAAUAAAGGAGCAUAACUAAUUUAUAAUUUAAAUACCAAAAUGUACACACUUUUUCACUUGAAUAUUUAAUUUCCAGUUGACAUUUUCAGAUCAAGAUUUCGUUAAUAUUGUAAAUGAUCAAAGCAUGCCGGAGAAGUUGAAUGGUGUGUUUUACUGAGCUCUACUAGUAUGAAGUGAUGAUCAAUGAAAUACCAUUUACUUGAUUUCACAACUUUCCUCUUCAUGCUCUGUGCGGUUGUUCAGUGAUUUAAGUGAUCCGUUUUGUUAUUGGUCGUGGCAGUUUGAUUGCUGAUGAUAAUGAAUGGUGUGAUUAAGCUUGUUCAGCUUAAAUUAACAAAGACAACAGCAGCGUUUGACUCGUGCUGAUGAAAGAUAAUCCAUGAUUGCAUCGCACCUGAAUUUUUUUACUUUAUCUUUGAGGAAAAAGUUCCUUUUGUUCACAGCCCACACCUGAGGGGGGUAAAGUGAAUUUCCACAGUUACUUUCUGGCAGAGUUAGGAACUACCUGUGUAAUAAUAUACUGUACUGCAUCACUGAAUGGAGAUGCCUCAUCAGACAGAUCUGUGUAUUUACUCAUUCAUCUUUUGGAUUUGUAAAAAUAGUUUUCAUCCUCUUAAGAGUGUCUCUCCAGAUUGAAGUUUCUGUACUUCCAAAGAAAUAUGUCAGACCUAUCUUUUUUGACAUUUGAUCAAUUCUCACAUUUUUAAGUGUUAUCAUGGUAAAAAAAAGAAAAAAAAAUCUUGAAUAUCAAAUAGACUCUGUCCAUUAUUUAUGACAACUGAUUGUUUCUGACGGGUGUCACGGUAUCCCAGACUGUCCCCUGGAUGUGUACUUUUUCGUUCAUGCGUUUUGUCCUCUACAUUGUCUCCUCGCUCACCUCAGGGUGCCUUACAGUUUCAAUAUCUGUCAGAAAUGGAUCCAUACGUUGUGAUGGGUAAAGUAAGCUGCUUCAAAUAAACAAACAGUACUUCCACCAA
Molecule: messenger RNA, 43691 nt
Organism: Xyrichtys novacula (pearly razorfish)
Lineage: Eukaryota; Metazoa; Chordata; Actinopteri; Labriformes; Labridae
Source: the annotation of a GenBank genome assembly